Messenger RNA from Boeremia exigua, 676 nucleotides. RefSeq lists its product as uncharacterized. The transcript has a single exon. NCBI's taxonomy places the organism in Eukaryota, Fungi, Ascomycota, Dothideomycetes, Pleosporales, Didymellaceae. The annotation marks the transcript as partial. The record is from RefSeq and is a predicted model, not a curated record.
CGGUCUUGGUUACGGCUCCCGGAUGAAGUCUGGCGUGGACCUCGGGGGGCCUCCACUUCUAACAGAUGUCAUUCUACACGACUUCAUUCCCUUGGAUCUGAGUCCAAUCCAUCCGGCCCCAUCGGUAUGUAAUCUUGGACUUUUCAGCAAGCUUCCGGACGAACUGCUGUAUCUGCAUAUACUUGACGAGCUCGACCUUCUCUCCCUCAUCAGAUUCCGCAAUGCCAGUCAUCAUGCCCACUAUUUGGUAGACACCAUGUCGGAGUUUCAAAUCCUCGCCAAGUGGGCGCCCCAGGUCAUUCGUGGUAUACUUGCUGUACAAACGAAUAUCGUGGCCAGCGUGGCCGCGAUCGCCGACAAACUUCGACAAAGACAUUGCGAUCGAUGCGGUAAGGCAGCUCAGCAAAUCUGGCUUCCAACAUUAGACCGUUUGUGUUUUGUAUGCGCGCACCGAGGACCAAUGCCGCUGGAGGAAGAAGAGAUGCUGAAGCAUUAUAGCCUGACCAAACAUGAUCUACACUUGAUACCCUCUUUUCGUUUUCUACCGACUACUUUCCAAGGACCAAUGCUUGCAGAAACAAGGUUACCCAAACAUCACCGUCCGUCAAUAAAAUGGACGGGUUCACCGUAUAAGCCCCCCGAUUUCGAUCCUCGAUGUAUAAACAGAGAACCGCCG